Heterobasidion irregulare TC 32-1 is the source of this 726-nucleotide messenger RNA. RefSeq lists its product as uncharacterized. The record is from RefSeq and is a predicted model, not a curated record. The annotation marks the transcript as partial. NCBI's taxonomy places the organism in Eukaryota, Fungi, Basidiomycota, Agaricomycetes, Russulales, Bondarzewiaceae. The transcript has a single exon.
UCGGACCCCGCUUCAUCACUGCCUCUCCCAUCGUCCUCGAAUCUUCACUUCCUCACCUUUCCCCUUCGACCGUGCUCAUACCAUGCCCAAGGAUCCUGGUGAACACAGUCCCCACCAGCUGCGGGUCUCUACCUCCCCGUUAACCAGGGAGCCUCCCGCCACCCCAAGGGCAAAACCCCCCGACCUUCAGCCAUUCACCAACCUCACCUCUAACCCCCUCCCGACCCAUCGACCUCGACAUGGAAAUCUCAAAUCCAACUGAUUCGCACCAGGAAUUCCCUACGGCCCCAUUUUCGCCUGUCAAUAUGGACGAAGACUCUCAAAUCGGGGUUCUUUUCUCCCCAAUCUACAUAUCUUCCUCUGAUUCUUUUGACCAGCAGAACAACAUCGUCACUUCCUCUCUCCACUCCAUCGCAGACUGGCUGGAAUCUGUCAAAUGGAUGCUGUCUUCGGACGCAACCCCUUGGAUGCUGCUACCCUGAACUCGGACUCCCUUGCCAGCGCAGCAACCCGGGUCAUUCGAUAUUUCAAUGCCGGAAUCGCCGGCAGGGCCCCGAGCUCCAGGCCCCGCCUGCACAGCCUCCCCGGUCUACCAACCCUCAGCAGCCGUCUCUUCCAGUCACGCGGCCCUCUUCAGGCUCGAAUGCCCGCUCUGUCACACCUGGCGGCAUGUCCUACGCGAGGGCUGUUUCGCGCUCGUCCCAAGCCCCUUCCAACAGCUACACC